GUGAAUGGCUAUUACUUCAAGUCGCCUCGGCGCAUGAACGAUGCCGCCGUGUUCACCAACAACAAGGGCAUCAUGCUCUUCAGGUACAUCAUGCGACGCGGGACCCCGUACUGGUACUUCAGUGAUGCGGGCGACCUCACCACGAAGCACGGG
Symbiodinium pilosum is the source of this 153-nucleotide messenger RNA. The record is from the annotation of a GenBank genome assembly. NCBI's taxonomy places the organism in Eukaryota, Dinophyceae, Suessiales, Symbiodiniaceae.